Syngnathus typhle (broad-nosed pipefish) is the source of this 4729-nucleotide messenger RNA. RefSeq names its product oligodendrocyte-myelin glycoprotein-like. The transcript has 3 exons. NCBI's taxonomy places the organism in Eukaryota, Metazoa, Chordata, Actinopteri, Syngnathiformes, Syngnathidae. Gene Ontology annotation, biological process: neuron projection regeneration. The coding region runs from base 2777 to 3895 and encodes 372 amino acids. The record is from RefSeq and is a predicted model, not a curated record. Gene Ontology annotation, molecular function: protein binding.
CUACACAGGUGUGCUCACUAAACCCACUUCCUUUUCUUAUUAUAGCUCAAAUGCAGAAGUGAAUGCGAGACAGCUUUUACACGCCAUUAAUUUGUUUGACUGUAAACGAGAGUCUUUAUUUUUUUUACACUCUUCUUCAGCUCUCCUUUUCAGCAAGUUUGGCUUCUUGCAAUCAAUCACGACCAGCCUGCAUUAGCAAGCAUGAAUGCCCCCUCAAUCCAUCGCCUAUUUUACAGCACAAUUCUACUCAGGGCCCUGAUGUGUGAAGCUCAUUACAGCUCAUCUCAUGUGCCUGCCUUGUUGGCGUCAACUCUUGUCCCAAGAACACGCAACGAAGAUUUACCAGCCCGUGCUAUAUUUGCGCAUCAGUCAACCCAAGCUAGCACCCCUCGGCUUACCUCUGCCAUUAGAAGCACCUCUAAAGAAAACACUUUGUCUGAUUUGACGCCAAGCGGUGGCGCCACACCUGUGCGUGUGCUGGAUGGCAAUAAAUGCAUCCCAUUUUUGAUGAUAACAGGAGGCCUAAUCCUAGUCUGUGUCAUUCUGCUGCUGUCCACUCUAAUGCUGACCUGCAAAGUGUGCCAGAUGAGCAAACGCAUCAGGAUGCUGGAAAGCCACUCUGAAAAGCGGAUGCAAUCAGAUGGCAAAUACAAAAGUCACUCGAGGACGGAAGCCAAAGAGACCAGUGUGUUACUGACCAACUUGAGUAAAACACAGGAGGAAGUGGAGCUUAGUGGCUCCAAAAAGGAAGGUGUGGAGGUCUUUGAGAAUGGAGAAACAGGAGAGGGCAAGCACAAGGAGGCUGUAGAGACAGCUAAAAGUGAAGAAGCUUCUGAUGUCACCCCAGUUGAUGAUUCAUCCUGUCUGAUGCAGCAAAAAAUGUUGAUGCCAAUGCUUGGGCUUCCCCCUCCCCUAAUGGCACAGAGGAACAAAAAGAUGUGGUUUAGCAUUCUGCGCGCGUGUUGGGGUUGCGGGGGCUUUCUGUGUUAACCAUUUGUAUUUUUACAAAGUUUUGCAAAAUCGCUACAUGGAGAACAUGUUUAAAUUAGUUAAGAAUGUUCAUUUAUUCAAUUAAAUUGUGCUUUGGCAUAAGCUUGUCGUAUUUUGGUGGUGAUGUGUAUUGAUGUGAUUUAGAUAGUUUAGUUUGGACAAAAUUUGUGCUUUAACGCCAUCCUGCGGCAUUUUGAUGUGGAGGAAUUAUACUGAAAUGAUACUUUUUGAGGUAAGUGGGUGCUUAAGUAUUAAAAAAAAAAAACCUUUCAUUUAUUAACGAUUUUUCUUCAAGAGCGGCUUCGGCGUUGUCAGUCACUGGCCUCAACUGAAAGACAGCAGCUCACAGUAGUGCAGCUUUGCGAAUUGCCGCUGAUAUAGUGUAUGAGAAUCAUCUGCAAUCAAUCUAAAGCCUCUUUAUUUACACUUAGAGCAUAACAACACACGAUUGCUCAUUUUUCCCCAUUGAGGGAUGUUUUCUAAAGCAAUCUUAUUGAUUUAGGUGAUAACAGUCUAAUUUCAUUUGAACACGAGUAGACCACUCAAUUAAUCUAACUACCACAAGAGCAUUAAUUGUUAAAUGCAGGGGGAAAAAAUGUGAAUGCCGCCGGACCGAACAAGGAUUGAUGAGGAGUUCCCUUCAGAGGGGCCAGCCCCUCCAUUAUGUAUUCGGUUUUUCUCUCAUUCCUCUCCACCACUAAGCAGCUACAGCUUGAUCGAGCCCACCCAAAGGAUCCAUCUCCUGAGACGGGCGACAUCAAUGUGAGGACAAAAAGGGGCCCGUUGAAAACUUUCAAUAACACACAGUGGAAGGGUUCGCACUCUGUUUGGAGCCAGCUGAUCUCGAGGUUGAAAGUGCAGCACAAAGGAGCCUUGAAAAGGAACUCGAGUGUUAAAAUGAGAAGGUGAGUUGUGGACCAAGUUUUUUCUUUCUCCAAAGCAUAUUGAGUCUUUUAAUCAGCUGAUGCAUCUGUUUUUUAAGCUGUAGUUAUUUGUGUAUCAGAUUGGCUGGUUAAACAUGAAAGCAGAAGUUUUGGUGUCUCAUUCUAAAUAGCUUCCACCCCCCUUAUAAAAAAAAAAACAUAUACUGCAUUCAAUUCAUUUAAAUUCAGCACCUUAAAAAAUACUUCCGAGCGCCACUCUUAAUGUUUUAUUGGAGGCCAAUAUGCACAAUAUGAAAAUAUCCGCAACAAUAGCACUUGAAGUUUGACUUCUAAAUAUUUCAGUGAUUCUUUUUUAUGCCACAAGAGGGAGCUAACAAACCACUAGUAGUACUUAUAACCGUACUUUGCGAAACACUGGUUUAUUUCAAACUCAUGGGACAUAAAAGAUACACUGUUAAAAGUAAACCUCCCUGGUUUAUGGUUAAAAAAAUAGCACCUCAAAUAAUACACACACCAUGCAAAUAUCUAUCUUAAAACUAGAAAGAUGGCAACAAUACGUAGUAAGAACCUUGAUGUAUUUAGAGCAGCCUGACUAGAGAAUUUCCUCCGUCAUUAAAUUGACAUACAACGUGACAAUGGUAUUUACCUGCAAACAAUACGAUGGGCUGCAAGAAUGUGGGCACAAACAAAACGAGCACGAGAGGGGCCGUUGGAACCAAAAUGCAGGGAGUAAAUGUAGAGUUGAUUUUCUGUCUUGGCAGUCCAUACCGCAGGCAUCUAUCUUACUUCCACAGCGAGAUGCUGCGUAAGACGAGGCAUAAUACGCCACACUCCCUCUCUUUCUCGCCUCUCUUUCUCGAAGCAGGCGUGCGCUUCAGCUUCUGUCCCCUAAUGAGGCCCCUAUGGAGCUGCUGCUCGUCUUGUUGCUGGGGUUACAAUUCCUCGCCGCGUGCCCCGCCGCCUGCUCCUGUAACCGCAGCCACAGGGACGUGGACUGCUCACGGAGGGCCCUGCGAGAGCUGCCCGACGGCCUUCGGCUCGACCUGCGCUUCCUCGACAUGUCCCACAACCGACUCCAGAACCUGGACGGCGCGCUGGCCUCUUACACGCACCUUCGCAUCCUCGAUGUGUCGCACAACCACCUGAGCCGCGUGCCCGAUCGCCUGCCUCGUUCCCUCUGGCAGCUCCACGCCGCCUCUAACCGGAUCCUCCGAUUGGACAAGAACGAUACGGUCCACCAGUGGAACCUGAGGGUGCUUGACCUCUCCAACAAUAAUCUAGAGAGGACCGUUUUCAUAAACAACACACUGAUCAAUCUGUGUAUGCUCAACAUGAGCUACAAUAACCUCUGGACUUUUCCUACCAACAUGCCUGCACGUCUGGAGAUUAUCGACAUCUCGCACAAUUCACUUGUGAAGGUGCUGCCGGGCUCACUGGACAGACUUCCCAAUUUAUCCCUCUUCUAUCUCCACGCCAACCGCCUCUCCGAGCUUCCCUUCGGGGUCUUUGAACAGAUACCGUCGCUUCGGGUUCUCACUCUGGGUAACAACCCUUGGGCCUGCCACAAGGAAGCUGCCAUGACCUACCUCCUAUCCUGGUUACAGCGGAGUGCCGCUCUCAUCUUGGGCUGCCCCUGUCGCCUGCAACCUAUCUGCGGCGGGGGAAAGACAGGAUGGUGGAACUUGAGCACCUUCCAUCUUCCUGCCGUGAUGACAAGCACACGGGGACUCCUCCCGGACUCCACGAAGGCAACAACCACAAUCGAUAGCCUUCCUGAUACUUCUACUUCUGCAGGCUCAACUCAAGACACGAGAGUCAUGACAAAAACUCCAAGGAGGAUAACCGAUAAGUUCCUCACCACCAUCCGAGUAAAGAAGCCAAGCGGUCUUCGGACUGAGAGCGUUAGGAGGAAGGUUCCCCCGUUUUCCGGUGGUGUGGACAACAUGGCUCAAUCGCUGGCUAAGUACUCCUCAACCUUUCUCCUGUUCAGCCUGAGCCUUCUGUCUCUCAUGCUGCCUUGAAGCCUCUGAAGCUUCUGAAGCUUGCUAGACACAACGCACCAUUUGAAAGCGUUUCUCCCAGAGCCGCUUCAGACCUCCAGGGGGCCCUAUGCAAAAAUAUGCUGCAAACCGUACAGCGCUACUAGUCUAGACAAGUCACUACAAGUGACACAAUGAUAACGUCACGCGAGUCGCGCGAGGCCUAACGCUAACUGCGUAGUGCGUGUAUUGGGCGCACCGGUACUGGUUACUCCCAUUUUAAAGAUAACCAAGGCAACACAUUACUAACGCGGUAGCAAGACUGACCUGUAGGACGCAGUAUGUUACCAGAGGGAAACCAGACUUUCCAAAAAUGGGAGGAAUAAGCGUAUUUUCCCUCCAAAAAAUAAAAUACAAUUAUAGGUGUGAACAGAGCACAAAUUGUAAUCUCAAAACGGUUUCAAAUCAUUAAAAAAAAAUGACACCGAUUAUUUACUUAUCCAAUUAGUUGUACUGGCACGCAAUAAUGCUGUUUGUUAACAUGUUGCUGGUUUUCCUCUGAACAACACCAGCACUGAUUUUCAAGUAAGUGCCUUGCAAUGAACAGGUUGAGGCACAUGGUGGCACUAUACAUUCAAGUACGUACGACUCUGCAGCUUGAAGGUGAACCCUUACCAGAUUCUCUCACGUAUUAUCUGGAUGUAUUCAUUUUAACCUCAUUAUGGCAUUAACGACGUAGUCAAAUGCUUCAGAGAACGUUACACCAAUCCAGCACUUUUCUUGUUGCAGUAACAAGUACCUUUUCCAAAACGUUGCGUUCUGUAUAUCUAUACAUUUCUGUAUUUCUAUAUAUUCUAGUAUUCUGCUUAUCAAAAU